Molecule: messenger RNA, 4511 nt
Organism: Cololabis saira (Pacific saury)
Lineage: Eukaryota; Metazoa; Chordata; Actinopteri; Beloniformes; Belonidae
Gene: bahd1
Product: bromo adjacent homology domain containing 1
Exons: 7
Coding region: 461-2986 (841 amino acids)
Molecular function (GO): chromatin binding
Source: RefSeq, a predicted model, not a curated record
UGAGCAGUAGUUUUUGCAGGAGAUCCGCGGUGGGAUCCGCUCGCCUCGCCUCGUUUUCAACACGCUGGACUUUGAAGUGGAGAUAUUUAUUUUUCUUUUUUACGCGUCGCACUUGGAGCAGCGCAGUUUGGAGUUGGACAAUUAAAACAACAGCAAAAAACCAACAACAACAAGCCAGAAAGGGCUUCUUCUUCAGCCGAGCAAGUGAACAUGAGUCGCCCUGCACACGGGUUUCCUCCUUCGGUCGCGGAAAGCACCUGACGCAUCACCUUUUUUCUCCCUCCGGGUCGGAUCUUUCCUCCUCGACACGUCGGUCGUGCAGUUUUAUUUUCCAGAGAGUUUAUGGACCCAGGUGAUGAUCCAUGAUGCUUACUUAAAGCCCGAUCUGAGCUGAAACGCACCGUCGAAAGGCCCCGUGGAUGACAAGGUUCUGGCGGAUCUCCUUACAGAUGCUGACACCAUGGUGAAGGCAGAGCGGAGCCAGCCGGGGGAAUGCAGGGAGCGCCAGAAGGUCAAGGGAGGACAGGAUAAGCGAGGUGGUACAAAGAAAGGGAUGGAGGGAAAGAAUGGCUUGAGUGGAAAGAAAAAGAGAGACAAGAAAGACUUGCACCGUCAUAGAAAAAAGACAGUGACGACAGGAAAAGAAGAAGCGCUGGCCUGUUGCGUCCUGCUUACCCGUCUGGAGGAGAAAGAAGCUGCUGGUAAAGUCAGGAACGGGCCAAAAGUUCGAAAGCAGAAGAGCAUUGAAGUCAAAAAGAAGUUGCAUUUCAGUCGAACAAAGACCAAAUCUGGACUCAAGGGAACUUCCGCAGCCACUCAACAAGCACUGGAACCAAAAACGAACCAAUUUGGCGCCUUACCCGGCGAGCCGCGCAGGAGAAGGAUGGCCUCGCUCAAUGCCGAGGCCGUCAACAGCUUGCUGCUCUACAGAAACAGUUCCCUCAUGACAAAUCUCUCAAAGAAAGUACAGCCUCCCGCUGAGGAUCCAGGCAAAGACCUUGCUAAAACCAAAAAGGAUUCUUCAGGAGAGAAAGCGGUCCUGAAAGGAAAACCCAAAAAACAAAAGCAGUCAGCAGCUCAGGCUCAAAACAUCGACUGGUUGAGUAUAUUUGCUCCGACGCCGCGGCGUCAGGCGGGCCUCACCGCCGCAACGCUGCUCAGACUCACCAGCUCCCAGUAUGGAACCAAAAGACAAAAGAAGACAGAGUCUAAGCCGAGUGGUACCAGUGGACCAGCGGUCGACGCCGAUGACGGCGUAAAUGGCAACCCCACGUGUGAAGAAGCAACACAGACCAAAAAAAGAACACGUCCUAAACACGAGGAGAAACCCAAGCACAGAAAACAGGGCACAAAAGAUCCGGUCCACUCCCAGACGAACUCUACCCCACAAGGCUGCUGCGCUUUGUGUAAGACAGAACUUCCGGAUCCAGAGUGGAAAAGUGCCACAGGGGGGCAGCGCUGCCUCAAGCAUCCGUACCAUUGCAGGUCCUCUCUGGGAUUUCCAUUAAAGACAAUCAAGGAGGAGCAGAUGGAGGCGGAAGUGUCUUCCUGCUACUGCUGCUCCCAGGAGAGAUGCGUGGAGUACUGUCACAGACUGGCCCUCUUCCUGAAGGACAAGAGCUGCAGCGAACCGGAGGACGGCUCGCUGUCGGAAGUGUUUCACCACCACCAUCAUCACCACCAUCACCACCACCACCACCAUCUUCAGUCUCCACAUUCUGUGGGCCACCCAGCAGCCAUAACCAUCAGCCCUCACUCGUACACCUGCUUUCCAGGCUACUACGUCCACUUCAGCCAUCCAGACAGCUCCCCGGCACCAUUGCCACCCCUGACUUUAUGCCCGAGGGGCAGCAAGAGGCCGAAGCUGCUCCCUAGCACGGCGCCGCAACCUUCAGGGAUCAGCCAUCCGGUGUACUGCUGCACCUCGGUGGAGGCGUGCUACGGAGAGUCCUGCAGGAUUAACGGUUACACGGCUUAUUCCAGCGUGAUUCCAGCCAUCACCAGGGGAGGGUGCCCCUGCAGCCCCACAGACUGCAACAAAUGCAACCAAGGCAUCAAAAGAGAUGAAUACCCUUCAGCCCUCAGCGACCUCCAUGGCCCCCCCUCCAUCCCCGUUUGUCCCAGCCCCAGAGUCCUCACUGGCUGCCCCGUUCCCACAGUGCCUCCAGCCGGCCAAUCGGUGCCCCACGUGCAGUCUCCCCUGUCCGACCCCAGCCAGCCCCAGUCUCCGCCGCAGGUGGCCAAGGAGUGCCCGCAGAGUGCCAAAACACCCAGCGGGUCAAGGUCUAGCGCACGUGGCGGUUCGCCCGUCUCCCCUCUGAACAGGGACAAGAAGCAGAAGCUCGGCGCCGCCAACGUCGGAGUGCAAACAGUUGCCAAGCAGCUAAAGAACAGCCGGCAGAAACCCACCAACGGCUGGAGGCCAGUUGGCCUCCCCUUUGAGAGGGAGGUUUUUAUUGUGGGAGAGGAGAGUCUGGUGCUGAGGAAGUGUUUUGAGGGAAUCCACAGGGACGGCGACCUGAUUCGGGUCAGAGACACUGUUCUGCUGAAGUCUGGGCCGAGGAAAAAGACUCUGCCUUACGUGGCCAAGGUCUCCGCUCUGUGGGAGGAACCAGAGUCAGGAGAGCUGAUGAUGAGUUUGUUUUGGUACUACCGUCCAGAACACACACAGGGGGGAUGCAACCCCAGAGUGCAUUGUGAGAAUGAGAUCUUUGCAUCUCGUCACCAGGAUGUAAACAGUGUGGCCUGUAUUGAAGACAAAUGCUAUGUCCUAACGUUGGCACAGUAUUGUCGAUUUUGUGCCUUGGUGAAACGCCGCAGGGAAGGCGUGUCCAACAGUGCCGCUUCCCUCGUGGUCCCCCCCAUUGUUGGCAACGCCAUACCCACCCACCACUGUGUGCCCGACGACGUCGACCCAGAUGUGGUGUUUUUCUGUCGACACGUCUACGACUUCCGCUACGGACGCCUCCUCAAGAACCUGCAGUAGUAUCUGCCGGGAUGUGACACAAUAAUGCUGCAGGGUGUGAAGUAAUGUUACCUAGGUGUCAUCCUCCUUUUAUUUUAAUUAGCUACCUGCUGCCUAGUAUGAAGGAUUGAGAGCUUGUUUUUUUUGCUUUAAUAUCAUGUGUUCAUACUUAACAUGCCUCACGUUUAUUAAGUACACGUAACGGUCUGGCGUGAUGUAUACGAGUGGACGCGGCAGCGUAACCGGUCUUUAUCAUACGUGGUUCUGGUGUUGUAGCAGCUCUGUGAAGAACCUGGAACAUAGUCUGCUGUAGAAAAUGCUACUGUAGCUCUUAGAAAUGUGACAUUUGAUAGAUCUGCAGUUGAUGUUACAUGUAAGUAAAGCUACUCCGCCUGACAGAUAUCGGUCUUGUUAGGUGUCUUGAUGAUGCGUUAUAGUUCAGGAAAAUCUGGGGCAUAUCGUGAUACCCUGGUCCUCGUGAGCAGAGGAUGAGAAAUGUUUAUUUCUUAUUCUCUGACGACUUUAUCACAUCUCAUUAGGUUUUUCUGUAAUUUGCAGAUGCUAGAUGUCCAUCUGAUGGACUUUUCCGUGAAAGGGUUAAAUCCCCUCUAUUUAGCCUGCAUCUAGCAACUGUUGAGGAAACGUUGAAACAUGUGCUUAGUUUCUUUUUCAAGUUUGUUUUUUUUUAAGAAGAUUACUGAAUACUGAGUUAGAAACCACUAUGGUCUCUGUACAGUUAAUGUGAAGCCCAAUUACCGCUGGUUAGCAUCGCUUAGCACAAGAAAAGAAAAUGGCAAAUUUGAUGGCUUAGCUCCUGCGCUAACCUGUUGCUAAUGUCAGCUAUGUACUUACUGGAUACAGAUAUGUAGGUGUUAAACGUAACCUCAUUGAAGGGUUCAUCCACAAUAACUGUUUCUUUUUAAAACUUUCAUUAACCUUUAGUUGUGCUAGUACCUAGCAUCCACUGUUUUGUUUUUCCUGUUUAAAGUCUAAAGAGUCUAAAUCAGACUUUUGGAGAUGUUUUCAGGCCUGUUUCAUUUUGAAUGUGAUGGAGAAGUGUUAGUCGAGGUUAACUAGGAGCCUGGUAGCAUUUUAAAUUCCUGCUUUGAGUUGCCAGUCACGUUCUGUAAUGGCUAAUCGUUCUUCUGCAGUUCUCGCUGAGCAGAUUUUCAGUAAAAGAAGUGUCGUCAGUCAGUAGCCUGACCAGUUCUACCCAUUAAGAUCACGUAUAUUCUCUCACAAGAGCUGGCUCUGGUGUCCCCUCAGUUCCACGGCCACUUCCAACGGUACAGAACAUACCAGACCAAUCACAGUGGGGUGGGAGCAGGCUUUAUGCGAUGAAUCGUAAAGCCACUGUUCAAAACAAUCCACAGAUUUGCUAAUGACACUUUGGAUCAACAAGGUUUUACUGCAUAAUUGACGAGUCAUUCACAGUUCCUCAGUUACUCCACUGCAGGUCAUGUGGGAUGUCUUGUGUUGAUGCUAUCAUCACAUCCUUUGUUUAUCUGAUACACAAGUAUGCCUAUCCAACGGCGUCCCCGGGGGG